CCUACUCGUAACAAUUUUCGUAAUAUCGGAUGGCUAUAUCUCGACGUCUCUUAUACGCGAUAUAUUUUCUGUCUUUGGCGUUCUUCACUAGCACUCUAGCGGCUGAAUCUGCCUGGAAUGGACAUACCACGCCAGGAUCAACCACUCCUGCUGCUUUCAGUUCUUUCUACAUCCCGCCCGGCUCGAAAUCUUAUGAUUCAUCAUCUCCAAUGAUUCUUUAUCGUGGACACUGGACGGAAUCCUUUCAUGGCGACCAUCACAGAGGAUCUAUCCGGACGACGAAUGAUAAACGCGCUGAAAUCACAUUUUCAUUCACUGGUACAGGAGUCGAAUGGUUUGGAACUGUUGGUAGGCAUCACGGCACUCACGAUGUUUAUCUGGACGGAGUAUUAGUGCAACAGCUCGAUUCUUGGAGCCCUGUGUCGAGGAAGGGUCAAAGGAUAUUCAGCAUAUUCGAUCUCGCGCCAGGGAAGCACAUCCUGAAAGUCAAGAAUAUCGCUAAAGGGCUUAAUCACGGUUCCCGUUCUGUUAUGGAUAUCAACGCCUUCGUCGUUACUCAGAAAUCUUUCUCGUCAUCGUCGGCUACACCAUCUGUACAGCAUAACCUUCUCACACCUUCGCCUUUUCUUACCUUGAUGGAAGACGCGCCGUCCAUUACAUCCUGGAAGCUCACUCAAAAGGGUUUGACUGGUGUCCAUGCUAUGCAACUGGCAGUAAUCUCCAAUACGCACGCGAUCGUCAUCGACAAAGUCGAACACAAUCCUCUAGUUGUUGAUGGCCACCCUGCUUGGGGCGCACUUCUCAAUCUCGAUAAUCACUCUAUCAAGCCUCUUCGCUUGAAGUCGAAUUCCUUCUGCGCAGGUGGUACCUUCCUUCGUAACGGCGAACUGAUCAACGUUGGCGGCAAUCCGGUUGUUGAGGAUCGCACUUCUGCUGCGGAUUUCGGCGACGUCAAUGGAUUGCAAGCUAUUCGUCGUUUCAAACCUUGUGAUCACGAGUCUAUAGACAACUGCGAUAUCCUCGAGGAUCAUUCUCGCCUUCGAAUGGCCAGUUCCCGAUGGUACAAUACUGUUAUUCGCAUUUCGGACGGAUCCGCCAUGAUAAUCGGAGGUUCGAAGAAAGGUGGAUGGAUCAAUAACGCAACCGUGAACAAUCCCACCUUUGAGUUUUGGCCUCCAAAAUCUAUACACGGAUCUCGUGGCAUGCCGAUUCAUUCCCAGUUCCUUGUCGACACUCUCAACUCCAACUUAUUUCCCAUCGCGUUUUCUCUCCCAGACGGCAGAGUAUUCAUCGCAGCUAAUCGUGACGCCAUGAUUUAUGACUGGAAGACCAAUAGGGAGCAGAGGCUUCCUCAGAUUCCUAACGGCGUUCGAGUUACCUAUCCCAUGGCUGGUACUGGCUUGCUUCUUCCUUUGUCAAGUCAGAAUGAUUAUACUCCGGAGAUUCUUCUGUGCGGUGGAUCCACCAUCGAUGAUCAUAAGGCUGCAUACGGCAUCUCUUCGCAAGAUCCGGCCUCUUCGCAGUGCUCCCGGAUGGUUCUUACGGACGAAGGGAUCUCUGCAGGCUGGCAAGUCGAACUUAUGCCUGAAGCUCGUCUCAUGCCGGAUGCUGUGCUCCUUCCUACAGGUCAGAUUGUCAUUGUCAACGGCGCUGGUUCCGGAAUAGCCGGCUACGGCAACACUUUGGAUCAAGUUGGAGCUUCCAACGCAGAUCACCCAAUCUUAUCCCCCAUCCUAUAUGAUCCCCUUGCCAAACCUGGCGAAAGGUUUUCAUCCGUUGGCGUGACAAGCGACAUUGCGCGGCUCUAUCAUAGCGUGGCUACAUUGACGCCAUCCGGUAGUGUCCUAAUUGCAGGAAGUAAUCCAAACUUGGAUCGCAGCGACGUGAAGUAUGGGACGGAGUAUAGGACAGAGUGGCUCAAUCCGCCAUACAUGAAUGGCCCCAGACCGUCUAUCGACCAAAUGCCGGGGCAGAUACACUACGGCCAAAAGAUUCGCUUGCGUGUCACUUUCCCAAUCACAGGAACUAUACAAGUUGUACUAAUGGAUCUCGGAUAUGUGACGCAUUCGGUUCAUGCAAAUAGCCGACUAGUAUAUCUGGAGGCGGCUAUGGAAGGCGAAUACCUUGUUGUCACCGGUCCUCCGAGGGAGGAGAUAUAUCCUCCUGGUCCUGGUUGGAUAUACGUGCUUGACGAUGGCGUUCCGAGCAAGGGCCGAAAGAUCAUAGUGGGUGAUGGCAAAGAUCCGCAUUUCGACAAAGACGCGCUGGAAUACGUCUUGAGACACACAAAGAGCGUUUAAACGUUUAAGCAUAAUGGAAUAUCCCCUUUCAUCUUGUUUUCAUUUGCAUUCUAGUCUUCGACCUUUUUUACUAUACCGUUUCGCAUUGCUAUACCCUAGCCAUACACUUUACCACUAAAGUAAACCCUCUAACCAACUAACCAUGUAGUAUACAGUUUUCUAGUUGACUUUGAACCAAUCAGAGGUGGUGGUGGUGGUGGUGUUACCGGCGCCAGGUCCCAAUAAGGAACGGCCGGGUCCACAGCCCUGACAUGGCGAACCAUGCGCUGUGGCUGCGAAGGCU
Desarmillaria tabescens is the source of this 2583-nucleotide messenger RNA. RefSeq names its product copper radical oxidase. Bases 30 to 2300 code for a protein of 756 amino acids. NCBI's taxonomy places the organism in Eukaryota, Fungi, Basidiomycota, Agaricomycetes, Agaricales, Physalacriaceae. The record is from RefSeq and is a predicted model, not a curated record. The transcript is spliced from 3 exons.